AUGAAUCUUUGUGCUAAUAUACCAAGAAACACAUUAGUUGCUUUUGACAACUUUUUCACAAGCUGCAAUUUGAUGGAGGAUUUAUAUGAAAAAGGGAUAUAUGCAGUGGGUACAGCGCGAUGUAAUAGAAAAGAUCUUCCUGAAAUUAUGAAGAAUAAGCAGCCGAAAGCUUUAAAAUUACAAAAGCAUCAAUUUGCUUCCGUAACUGCCGAACCUAUAACAGCUAUAAAGUGGUUUGAUACCAAAGAAGUAUCAGUGCUUACCACGGCACAUAUACCACUUGAUAUAAUGUUUAUCAAUCAAACCCAAAAAGAUGGAUCAAAGCAAAAAGUCCUAUGUCCAACAGCUAAUGCUGUUUAUACACUAAGUAUGGGCGGAGUCGACUUAUUCGACCACUUUAGGUCCUCUUAUCCAAUUAGUAGGAAGUCACGAAAAUUUUAG
Parnassius mnemosyne (clouded apollo) is the source of this 441-nucleotide messenger RNA. The record is from the annotation of a GenBank genome assembly. Lineage: Eukaryota; Metazoa; Arthropoda; Insecta; Lepidoptera; Papilionidae.